Molecule: messenger RNA, 674 nt
Organism: Ricinus communis (castor bean)
Lineage: Eukaryota; Viridiplantae; Streptophyta; Magnoliopsida; Malpighiales; Euphorbiaceae
Product: protein PELPK1-like
Exons: 1
Coding region: 125-490 (121 amino acids)
Source: RefSeq, a predicted model, not a curated record
AGUGGUGUACCCAUAAAAUCUCAGCUCCUAUAUAAUCCCAGGAUCAGACUUGUCUUUUCUCAUUCCGAACAUUACAAAAUAUCUUUUUUUAUAUAACAUCUUUAGUUGAAUUUGAAGGUGCAACAUGACUUCUUUCAAGAAUUUCCUCUUUGUUUUCUUCAUUGCUUUUGCAUUUUCAGGCAUAGACGUUGGACUAGCUGCUCGAAAUCUUCUGCAAAUGCCACCAUUGCCCUCCAUGCCAAGUUUGCCAAAGCCAACAUUGCCACCAUUGCCAAAUAUUCCAACUCUUCCCCAGCCUACAUUGCCAACAUUGCCAACGACCCAAUCUUCUCUGCCUAAACCAACACUCCCUCCACUUCCUAGUUUGCCCACCAUGCCUACUCUUCCGAAGGUUACUUUGCCUCCAUUGCCAAGCAUGCCUUCAAUCCCCAUUAUUCCAACUACAAUUCCCUCUAUUCCUUUCCUCUCUCCACCACCAGCUGGGAACUAAGCAUCCUUCAUGUUGUUAUCUUCUUUACUUUAUGGUCGGCUUGCAGAGUACUAGAUAUUGGACUACAUACACCUAUGGAUUAGUGUAUUAUUGUGUUUUUCUUUGAUUUCGUUUUAUUUGUGACACACAAUAACUUGUUCAUUUAUUUUCUUUUAAUUUAUUUUUUGUAUUUGUAUUGUUCUAA